AGCUGUGCAAAUCUGUUUUGCUGCUUCACGCCGACGACCCCUGCUAUUGGUUACCCUGCACUUCACAACGUCAUGGUCGACUCUGCAGUCGUACUGUAUGUAUGUAUGACUAAUCUACCGUAUCUCCAUUGAUCGGUCUCGGACUUCGACGUGUCGGAACACGUGGUAGGUCAGACAGUGUUCCACUUCAGUGUGUACAUAUAUUUCUCUGGGCCGUGACGAAGGUCACGAGGGGCCGGUAUGGAUAAAACUGUCUUCAACUCCUCCACACCACGUGAGAUACAGUUAAAAGGUCUGAAGCCAUUCGACCAGAGCUCUCACACUGUGCAACAUGACCCAAUUUUCGUGAGAUGUGUUGAUCGUUUGUGAUAUGAUAACAGUGAUUCUGAGGUGAAAUUGUAGGUCGCGAAGCGAUGUCAUUGACUAAUAAUAGCAAGCUGCAUCCCCCAUGUGUUUGAAAACACCACGACACAACGACGUGACAGCGAGCGUGACAGGUGUUUGUACAUCGCCAACAGCUCUGUGUCUGGCAUUCAUAGGACAAGCGUAACAAUGGCGUUCAAAUAUCGACCUGAUCAAAUCGACUGCGGCUGGGCGUGGGUAAUCGUGGCCGCCUCUUUUUUCGCCCACUUCAUCUGUUUUGGCAUCUCAUGGACUACGGGGAUAUAUCACGUGAUCUUCCUGGAGGAAUUCCAAGCGUCGCAAGCAGUCACAGCAUGGGCGUGUUCGCUAAUGCCUGCAUCGAUGUUCGCGGCAGGUCCUAUUGCCAGUUUACUCCUCAACAAACUCGGAUGUCGAGUAACCAUGGUUGUAGGAGGUCUGACGUCAUCAAGCGGACUCAUACUGAGUUACUUUGCCCCAAACAUCAUUGUCCUGUAUUUGACCUUCGGCGUCAUUGCUGGUGUCGGGUUCGGCAUUGCCCACCUCGCCGCCAUCUCCUCCGUUACCUAUUACUUUGAACGACGUCGCAACAUGGCAACAGGGAUGGCCGUCAUGGGCGUUGGCGUUGGCACGAUAGCGUUCCCCCCUCUCAUCCGCAUCUUGGUCGAGGACUUCACCUGGAAGGGCUCUAUGCUGAUACUAGCAGGCUUGUGUCUAAACCUCUGCGUCUGCGCAGGGCUCAUGCGACCGAUCAAAAGACCGGAACUGCGCUCGGUGUCCCGAAAUGUAAUGGACACAAGCAUAUUCCGAAAGCCAUGUUACUGGAUGGCGUGUCUUAACAGCUUCCUAGUGUGUGUGGGUUUGUCUAUAACAUACAUCCACAUAGCAGCAUAUGCCGAGAACGUUGGACUUGGAACAGAGAAGAGCACACUGUUGAUAUCAGGGAUAGGCUUUGCUAACGUGUUUGGUCGGCUCGCCAUGGGACUUCUUGCACAACACCCUAAAAUGAACCUUAUACUUUUGUACCUCGUAUCGUUUAUCAUAGCCGGUGUUGCUGUUACCUUGACUCCCAUGGCCAAGACGUGGGACGGACUGAUAGCGAUAGCAGCUGUGUUCGGGUGUUUCACUGCCGGGAUUGGAACCUUGUUUGCACCUAUACUAGCUCGGAUCUUAGGGUUGAGGCGGUUCGCUACUGGAUAUGGAUGUCUGGCUCUUAUCAACGGGUUUGGACAGAUGAUUGGUGGUCCCUUAGCCGGUCUCCUCCAUGACAUGACCGGAAACUACCUUGCUUCCUUCCUCACCGGGGUAUCACCCUCAUUCUCAGCUCUUUCUUCAUGAUCGUCCCCCUGAGAUACAAAGACGUUGCCCUCAACACUGGCGUCUCCAUCAGGGUCAACUGUAGACCAAGCAGCGCCGCAUCACCACUCACUGCCCCCGUCGUCACUGACAUUGACGACGACGACGGUAACAUUGGGAAGGAAAAUGAAGAAAAUGCAUCAACUGUCUGAAAGGGACAUUUUUUGUUGCCAAUGUUGAUCAGCUGAAUAGUUGGUUGUGUGUCUGCGUGUGGGUGCGAGUGUGUAUGUAUGUAUGCGUAUGAUGGUUUUCUCUGCUUCGAAUUUAAACAUUCCAUCAGGACGUGUUUCCAUGACAACAAAACCUUAAACACUUUGCAGAAACUUGUUCUUACAGAACACGAUUAUAAUACCAUAGAAUCUAGGAUUCGAACCCAUGACCUGCACCGUGAACCACUGAGCUAUAGUAAUUAUGUGAUAUGACCUUAUAAGAAACUCCUUACUAUCUGUGGCCUUAACAUUGUGAUAACAAUUACCUUCAGUGCCCGCCAAAAGAAACACUGUACAGAACAUGCCGUUCGGGUAAUCUCUGACGUCGUCCGAUGCAAGGAUGGGUGGUUCACCUAAAUGCUAAUGGUUCGUUUAUAUCGAAUUGUAACAUUGUCUCAGAAUAUGUUGUCCAAGCCGUUACAGUCUGUUGGUGUCAACAUUAUCCCUUUCAUAUAUCUAUGUUAUGUCAUUUGUUAAUGUAUGCACAUAUAACAUGAACAAAUAUUUCUUUAACAAAUCACAAAAUACAGACAGUAGUUGUUUAUUAGUUUCAGUUAUAUUUUAGGGAAUCUCCUUUUACUGUCAAUGCCUAAAUAUAGAGUUUACAAUCACUUUUACUACUGUAACACAUAUUAUGAAGUAAUUCACAAACUAAUUACUUGGCACGAAUUGUUAUCCUACAGUUUUAUCAUGAGGGAGGACACUCCUGUUGUAAGUUGUGGAACUUCUUCAUGAAGUGGUAUUAAUACAAAGAAAUUGUUUGAUUUCACUGCAGACGCAUUGGCAGGUUAUUGCUCUGUCCACGUGCAUUUAUUUUCACCUUUUGUUUCGUUUACCCUAUUAAAUGCGAUAUAUGUCCCCUCAGUGAGUAAGUAGGAUUACGCCGCCCUAUGCAAUAUUGAUGUUAUAUCAGAGCAGUGGACACCUGGUAGGGGCUUCAGACUUUAUCACAAUACUGAAAAUUGAAUCCGCUGCCACUUGCAUAAAGCGAUCGAAGCGAUAAGCCUGCCUGAGUUCUAUGUGGGAUAGCAGGAGAUGGGAUCAUCGUAGAACUUAGACCGCUUUUUGCAAGUGGACACAGAUAUCGGGCCGACACCCGAAAGCUUUAAAUUUAACCUUGAGUGCGUAACUGUGUGCGUGAGACAGGGUUUCAUCGAAUAUGGAACGACUCGGUAUCCAAUUCGUAAAAGGUCAUUGAGAACACUAUGACACGAUAUUUGUCUCUUUUUAAGUAUACUAUAUUAUAUAUUAUUUUCUUACGUUCUUUACAUGAAAUUGUUCUCUUGUUGUUCAUUUUGAAACAAUGCCAAUUAAAAAAUGAAAUUUGCUGUA
Messenger RNA from Haliotis rubra (blacklip abalone), 3278 nucleotides. Its product is annotated as monocarboxylate transporter 13-like. Gene Ontology annotation, biological process: monocarboxylic acid transport; transmembrane transport. Bases 553 to 1719 code for a protein of 388 amino acids. The transcript is spliced from 4 exons. The record is from RefSeq and is a predicted model, not a curated record. Gene Ontology annotation, molecular function: monocarboxylic acid transmembrane transporter activity. Lineage: Eukaryota; Metazoa; Mollusca; Gastropoda; Lepetellida; Haliotidae.